Glarea lozoyensis ATCC 20868 is the source of this 972-nucleotide messenger RNA. RefSeq lists its product as uncharacterized. Lineage: Eukaryota; Fungi; Ascomycota; Leotiomycetes; Helotiales; Helotiaceae. The transcript has a single exon. The record is from RefSeq and is a predicted model, not a curated record. Bases 1 to 972 code for a protein of 323 amino acids.
AUGGUACCUCCACCUAUUUCACCGAACGAUCCACCUCUCCCAGGUUCGACACCAUCAGAACCCCCUCCACCAUACUCCCGCACCGACCAGACCACUGGAGGUACUUCAGCAUCGAGUUCAAGUCGUCCUGCACAAGAUGCUUCCCAUCUCCAAGUUCCACGCCCUCAUAAGGUCCGCAAUGGCAUUCCAGCAGCUGCCCGACGAUCAAUGGAAGAUGAAGCAAGACCUCUCCCUGAAGGUUGGGUCAGACAGUUCGAUGCCGCCUCCCGCCAUCAAUUCUUCGUCGACACCCGCCGGAAUCCUCAUCGCGCAAUUUGGCACCAUCCAUACGAUGAUGAGGAAUACAUGAGCAGUCUCCCCCACGAAGAGCGUUCUCGAAUCCAAUCCCUCCACCGCGUCCCAACCGAUGCAGAUAUCCAAGCCGAGAGCAGCGAUCCGGACACAGAUAACGAACAUCGUCUGCCACCGCGCGAAGAAAAACCUAAAGGUGUAUCCAAAUUCACGCGCAAAAUGAAGGAUAAGAUUACCUCUUCAACCCACGAGGAACGAGAGCGGGCUCGGGAACAACGUGCCCGUGAAGAACAAGCUGCGUAUGAGAGACACCAGCAUAUUCGCAAUUGUAUGGCAAAGGCGAUUGAAACUGGUCAACCGCAAUUACUAGGCAAGGACAAGCAAGGCAAGGAUGUUUAUAUCGAGCCACCUCCACGAGGUAUGGGAUAUGGUAUGGGCGGUGGUAUGGGUGGAAUGGGCGGAAUGGGAGGGUAUGGAAUGGGUGGUGGUUAUCCUGGCCGCAUGGGUUAUGGUGGUGGUGGUUACGGUUGGGGUGCUGGUCCUUAUGGACCUAACUCUAUGAUGUUAAGACCGAAUGUUGGGUAUGGAAGACCUUACGGCGGAGGAUAUGGGGGAGGUAUGGGAUUGCCUCUUGUAGGUGGUUUGGCUGGUGGUGCUUUAUUGGGGAGUUUGAUGUUCUGA